This is a messenger RNA of Westerdykella ornata, 657 nucleotides long. RefSeq lists its product as uncharacterized. Lineage: Eukaryota; Fungi; Ascomycota; Dothideomycetes; Pleosporales; Sporormiaceae. The coding region runs from base 1 to 657 and encodes 218 amino acids. The transcript has a single exon. The record is from RefSeq and is a predicted model, not a curated record.
AUGACCCAGCUCACACUCCGCCCCGCGAAUACCAAUCAAGACCCCUCAACCUGCUCCCAACCUGCCAACGAAGACGCCGUCAUGCGCGAACUCGACCCCCGAGACGAACACCGCGCGCAGCGCCUCGUAGCCAAGAACCGACGAAAGCGCUACCUCGAGCUGCACCCAGAGUACUUCGAAGACAGCUCCCUGGAGCUAGCCGACCCGCUCCUCUACGACCGCCUCAUCCGGCGCUUCCAGACGGCCGCCGAGCGCGAGGCCGAGGCGCAACGGAAAGGUUUCUCCGGGGUCCUGGCUACCGAUCUCUGGCGCGCCGAAGCUAAGAAAGACGCGCUCGCGCAUCCGAACCCGAAUUCAUUGUUUUCGUACUCGCGAGGGCCGCGGGGGGAGAUCGUGGAGGAGGACAAGGACGAGAGGCCGUUGACGAAGGAGGAAGGGAAGGCGUGGUGGGUGGAUGAGAUGACGCAACGGUUUCUCAGUGGUGAGGAUACGGAUUUCGACUACAAAGUUGUGGAUGGCAGCGAGAAGUAUGAUGAUCCCGAGGAGGAGCGCGAUAUCCAGGAGGCUUGGUUUGAGAGCAUGGAGUCGGAUUUCGAUACCGAUGGUGAGGGGAAAGAGAAGGUGCUUACGGGGCAGACGGGCAUACAAGACUACUGA